This is a messenger RNA of Abrus precatorius (Indian licorice), 2532 nucleotides long. RefSeq names its product G-type lectin S-receptor-like serine/threonine-protein kinase At4g27290. Gene Ontology annotation, biological process: protein phosphorylation; recognition of pollen. The transcript is spliced from 7 exons. Gene Ontology annotation, molecular function: protein serine/threonine kinase activity; ATP binding. Lineage: Eukaryota; Viridiplantae; Streptophyta; Magnoliopsida; Fabales; Fabaceae. The coding region runs from base 1 to 2481 and encodes 826 amino acids. The record is from RefSeq and is a predicted model, not a curated record.
AUGGACAUUCUAUCUUUCAUGAUUAUUAUUGUACACAUACUUCUUCCUACUUUCAAAUUUUCCAUAGCAAUUAAAUCAAUCAAUGUGUCACAGUCUAUCACUGAUGGCCAGACCUUAGUGUCCAAUGGUGGAGUCUUUGAGCUUGGUUUCUUCAGCCCAGGUAAUUCUACUAAACGUUAUCUUGGGAUUUGGUAUAAAAGCAUUCCUAUUCGAAAUGUUGUUUGGGUUGCAAACAGGGAAAAUCCAAUCAAUGAUUUCUCAGGCAAAUUAAAAGUGAACAGCACAGGAAAUCUUGCGUUGAGCCAAAACGGCUCUGUCGUUUGGUACACAACCUCUCAAAAACAAGCACAGAAUCCAGUGGUAGAGCUCUUGGAUAAUGGAAAUCUUGUGAUAAGAAAUGAAGGAGGACCAAACCAAGAACAGUACAUUUUGUGGCAAAGCUUUGAUUAUCCAUCUGAUACACUCUUGCCAGGGAUGAAGUUGGGAUGGGAUCUUCGAACCAGUUUUGAACGGAGACUAACAUCUUGGAAGAGUUCAAAUGAUCCAUCAUUAGGAAACUUAUCUUGGGUUCUAAAGCUCUAUAAUUAUCCUGAGUUUUAUAUUAUGAAAGGGAAAUUGAAGUACAUUCGCAUUGGACCGUGGAAUGGACUUCAUUUUAGUGGCUUAUCUGAUAGAAAACCAAAUCCAUUAUAUGAUUUCAAGUAUGUAGCAAAUAAUGAUGACAACUAUGAAUCCAAUAAGGAUGAGAUGUUCUAUUCAUUUUUCUUGAAGAAUUCUUCUUUCAUUGGUAGUGUCAAAAUAUCGCCAACCAAUCUUUCUAUCUAUGUAUGGAUGGAGGAUAAGCAGUCAUUGAUGCCUUAUGAAACAAUCCCACGUUACUUCUGUGAUGUGUAUGGCACCUGUGGAGCCAAUGGAAUAUGUACGAUUACAUAUUCUCCAGUAUGCGUAUGUUUGGAAGGGUUUGUUCCAAAGUCACCAGAAGAAUGGGGCAUAAUGGACUGGAGUAGAGGAUGCAUCCGCAGUAAAUCAUUAAGCUGCGACAACUAUGAUUUGCAUGAAUUUGUCAAAUUUGUAGGUUUGGUAGUACCAGAUACAUCACAAACUUGGAUGGAUGAGAAUAUUGAUUUAGCGGAAUGCAGACUCAAGUGCUUGAGCAAUUGCUCUUGUACAGCAUACGCUAAUUCAGACAUAAGAGGAAAAGGUAGUGGCUGUGUCAUAUGGUUUGGUGAUCUAGUUGACAUGAAACAGUUUCAAACAGGUGGGCAAGAUCUAUAUGUUAGGAUGCCUGCAUCUGAGUUAGAGCCUCUGCCUCAACAUGGGCAUCACCAAAGAAUGAAAAGAAUAAUUGCCAUCACCUUUGCUGCAAUUUGUGGGGCGCUUUUACUUUGCAUUUAUGUCAUAUACAGAGUUCGGAGGAACAUUACUGACAAGUCAAAGACAACAAUAGAUAACAUUGACAGACAACUAGAGGAUCUGGAUCUGCCGCUGUUUGAUCUGCUAACAAUCACAAUUGCCACUAAUAGUUUCUCUCUAAAUAAUAAGAUUGGACAAGGUGGUUUUGGACCUGUAUACAAGGGAAAAUUACCGGAUGGACAAGAAAUUGCUGUCAAGAGGCUUUCAAGAACCUCCGGACAAGGAAUGCCCGAAUUCAUCACAGAAGUAAAACUGAUUGCGAAACUUCAACACCGAAAUCUUGUCAAACUUCUUGGUUGUUGCAUUCGAGGACAGGAAAAAUUACUAGUAUAUGAAUACAUGGUUAAUGGAAGCCUAGACUCUUUCAUUUUUGAUAAAAUAAAAGGUAAACUACUAGAUUGGCCUCAGCGCUUCCACAUUAUAUUUGGAGUUGCUAGAGGACUUUUGUAUCUUCAUCAAGAUUCACGAUUAAGGAUUAUUCAUAGAGAUCUCAAAGCGAGUAAUGUUUUACUUGAUGAUCAGUUAAAUCCAAAAAUAUCAGAUUUUGGAAUGGCUAGAGCUUUUGGAGGAGACCAAACUGAAGGAAACACAAACAGAGUAGUUGGGACAUAUGGAUACAUGGCCCCAGAGUAUGCUGUUGAUGGGCUAUUUUCAAUCAAAUCUGAUGUUUUCAGUUUUGGUAUUUUAUUGUUGGAGAUUAUAUGUGGGAACAAAAAUAGAGCUCUUUGUCAUGGAAAUGAGACUCUUAACCUUGUUGGUUAUGCAUGGACGCUUUGGAAAGAGGGAAAUGCCUUACAAUUGAUUGACCAAAGCAUGAAGGACUCCUGUGUUAUCUCUGAAGUGCUCCAAUGCAUACAUGUUAGUCUCUUAUGCGUGCAACAAUAUCCAGAGGAUAGGCCUACCAUGACCUCAGUAGUUCAAAUGUUAGGCAGUGAGAAGGAAUUGGUUGAGCCUAAAGAGCCUGGUUUCUUUCCAAGGAGGACUUCUGGUGAAGAAAAUUUAAGCUCAAAUGAAAAAGAAAUGACUUCAAAUGAUGAAUUAACCAUUACAUCUUUAAAUGGUCGGUGAAAAUUCAUUGUAAGCAUGGAUCUAAGACAGAAGUUAUAAUUAAUAGUGUUG